AAAUUCCAUGAACCACCCUAUGCCUAAGGCUAGAAGUUUAAUUACUUCCACACCCCAUGAAGUAUGCAAAUGUGUUGGAGAAUUGUUUUUCAAAUUAUUUUAUUUUUAAAAAAGAAAACUGAGAUUUCAAUCUCAAUUUCAGUUCCGCACGCGAUUUCGAAUCUAUUAAUACCAAGCAUCGAUUCGAAUUCUAUGUAUUUUCUUUUGGAUUUAUUGUUUAAUUUCAUCUCCGACCGACGGCGACGAUCAUUCGAUUCUCAUUCCGCUUCCUCUAUUUCCUCAGUUUCAGCCUUCCCUGAAUUCGCAUUGUGAGUUCUGUAGGGAAGGAAAUCGAGGAUUGGUAGAGAUAUUGUUGCAAGGAGAAGAGAUGGGGAGGCUAUUUUUUAUUGCUCUGGAAGGGAAUUUCUAUAGUUGCAAACACUGUAAAACUCAUCUCGCCCUUUCUAAAGACAUAAUUUCAAGGACUUUCUAUUGCAGGCAUGGAAGGGCUUACUUAUUUAAUGACGUUGUCAAUGUCUCAGUUGGAGAACAAGAAGAGCGGAUGAUGAUCACAGGAUUGCACACCGUUGUUGACAUAUUUUGUGUUGGUUGUGGUUCAAUUAUUGGCUGGAAAUAUGAGGUUGCGUAUGACAAAUCCCAAAAGUAUAAGGAAGGAAAAUACAUCCUUGAAAUGUUCAAGGUGUUGGGUCCUGAUGGAACUGGCUACUUAGCAAGUCAUGAUCCGCAGCUUGUAGGGAGCGAUGGCGACGAUGCCUGAUCUGCUGUCUGAGUUCGAAAGUAAAUAAAAUCAUUACCUUCUGUAAAUUCUUCUCUCAGCCUAAUUUUCUUUGUUUUAUCUUUUUGCCAUUUAGCUCUUUCUUAAGCUUUUUGGUACACUGCCCCUGCAGUUUUUGGCUGGUAGCACAACAACAAUCAUUUUUUAGUUCUUUUUCCAGUUUAUUUUGACUUUUAAAUUGAAAGUAACAGAACCAGUUUUUAGGAUGUUGGAGUUACCAAAUGGAUUAGUUCCUUUCUUAUUCAACUUUACAGAUUUUGUCUCUUCA
Cucumis melo (muskmelon) is the source of this 1043-nucleotide messenger RNA. RefSeq names its product protein yippee-like. Gene Ontology annotation, cellular component: ubiquitin ligase complex. Lineage: Eukaryota; Viridiplantae; Streptophyta; Magnoliopsida; Cucurbitales; Cucurbitaceae. The transcript is spliced from 6 exons. Bases 368 to 757 code for a protein of 129 amino acids. The record is from RefSeq and is a predicted model, not a curated record.